Racocetra persica is the source of this 703-nucleotide messenger RNA. NCBI's taxonomy places the organism in Eukaryota, Fungi, Glomeromycota, Glomeromycetes, Diversisporales, Gigasporaceae. The record is from the annotation of a GenBank genome assembly.
UUACAAAGAUAAACUUCCACAGAAAUCAAAUUAUUUAACAAUGUUCAGAUACCACUGUGCGCAACUAAUUGAUCGACAAAAAAAGUUAAAAAAAUAUGAAGAUUCUACAAAGCAUAGAGAUCAUUUGCUAAUGCAACGAUUCCACUGCAAAGGCUGGUUGAAGAUUACUAUAGAUACAGAAAAAAAAGAAGUUUUUAUUGAAUUAACCCAUGAAUAUCAUGCCAAAUAUGCUGAUAUACGUGUUAUAAAUGAAAUAAAAGAAUACAUUCAAAUAAUCUUCACCAAACUUCCUGGAAAAGAUGAAGAUCAAAUUCAAUCAGCUAUUAAAAUUAUUGAAGUAUAUGAUUAUACUGAAAUGAUAUUAAAUAUUAUGGAUAAUGGAAUUACUAUGAUCAGCUUCGGGCUUAUAGAAAUUAUUAAGAAAUUAGGUGUAAACGCAGUCGAGAUUGAAGAAAAUGUGUCAAUAGAAGAAGAUAUAGAAUCUAAUAAUGAAAGUAACAAAGAACUUGCAGAAGCACUUCAAGAAUAUGAAAAAAGUGAUGAUGUGAUUGACAAUACAAUUGUUGAAGAAUCUAAUGAAGCAUGGGAAGAGUAUAGAGAUACACGGUUUUUGUUAGCUGCUGAAAAUGCAAUGCAUGGAAUAGAAAAAAUGUUAACAAAGUGUGAAGUAUUGAAGAAUAGAAAAACAUUACCAAGAAUGUAG